AUGUCUACGUCUGGUUCAUUGAAGUAUUUUAAUUCUUUACCGAUAAAAUUAAGAACAUUUUUUGAAAAAUAUCCUCCUUCAAUUAAAUAUGCUAAGAGUUCCACAUCAAUAAAGUCAAUAUCUGCAAAUCCAUUUCUACGAAAUAGAAACCCAAUCAAUGGUAAAUUCUAUGAACCUAAAUAUUCGCUAAGAAGAAUGAGUGACAUUUAUAAAUUGGCUCAUAGAUACGGAGUACAGGAUUUAUUACCACCUAUACCAUCUAGUAAAUUAUUCUUCCAAGAGAAAUAUGAUAAGAAGAUUGCUGAGAAUAAAUUCAUGAAGGGGGUACUUUUCCCUAAGGGUCACAAGUAUGAGUUAGCUUUGGAAUCCAAAUUAAAGGCAAGAGAGGAAGGUAUCAAGAAUGCUGAUAAAAUGAUAGCAGAUGUUAAGGGUAAAAAAUACGUUAAUAGGUUAGAAAGGAAAUCAAAGGAUAAGACGUUAGAGAGUAAUAAAUCGUGGUUUUAA
Naumovozyma dairenensis CBS 421 is the source of this 504-nucleotide messenger RNA. It is a transcript of the gene MRPL25, whose product is annotated as mitochondrial 54S ribosomal protein mL59. Gene Ontology annotation, molecular function: structural constituent of ribosome. The coding region runs from base 1 to 504 and encodes 167 amino acids. The transcript has a single exon. Gene Ontology annotation, cellular component: mitochondrial large ribosomal subunit. The record is from RefSeq and is a predicted model, not a curated record. NCBI's taxonomy places the organism in Eukaryota, Fungi, Ascomycota, Saccharomycetes, Saccharomycetales, Saccharomycetaceae.